Molecule: messenger RNA, 1816 nt
Organism: Pezoporus occidentalis (night parrot)
Lineage: Eukaryota; Metazoa; Chordata; Aves; Psittaciformes; Psittacidae
Gene: KATNA1
Product: katanin catalytic subunit A1
Exons: 11
Coding region: 185-1672 (495 amino acids)
Biological process (GO): microtubule severing
Cellular component (GO): microtubule cytoskeleton
Molecular function (GO): ATP hydrolysis activity; ATP binding; microtubule binding
Source: RefSeq, a predicted model, not a curated record
UCCGCCUCUUUAUUUUCCUUUAAGGGAGUAAACUUUUGGCAGAUAGUCAAGUUUUCUCUCCGAACAGAGAGAAGCAGUGUAGACAUCAGUUCUAGGUCCCCACGCCUUCUAAAUUUUCUGAGAAACUUGUUAAUUUAACACUGACCUUUUGAGAGAAUUCCAGCCCUUGUGAAAUAGGGACUUCAUGUUGAACAUGAGCAUUGUUAUGAUCAGCGAGAAUGUAAAGCUGGCCCGUGAAUAUGCCUUACUGGGAAAUUACGACUCUGCAAUGGUCUACUACCAGGGAGUUCUUGACCAAAUGAAUAAGUAUCUCUACUCUGUCAGAGAUACAUAUCUGCAACAGAAAUGGCAACAGGUUUGGCAAGAGAUAAGUGUGGAAGCUAAGCAUGUAAAAGAUAUAAUGAAAACACUAGAGAGUUUUAAACUAGACAGUACGCCACUGAAAGCUUCACAACAAGAAUUACCAGCUCAUGAGGCAGAAGUCUGGUCUUUGCCAGUACCUGCUGAACGUAGACCUUCGCCAGGACCUAGAAAACGUCAGUCUGUUCCAUGCAGUGAUUGCAGAGGUCACAAUAAUCGUGUGAGUGCAGCUGUCAGAGGCCCUCACCGUCCAUCCUCUCGAAAUCCCAGUGAUAAAGGGAAGGCGGUUCGCGGCCGGGAAAAAAAGGAUCAGCAAAAUAAAGGAAAAGAGGAAAAGAACAAAUCUGCGUCAGAGGUUUCAGAGGCUGAGCCAAAGAAAUUUGAUAGUACUGGAUAUGAUAAAGAUUUAGUAGAAGCUUUGGAAAGAGAUAUAAUUUCUCAGAAUCCCAACAUUCGAUGGGAUGACAUUGCUGAUUUAGUAGAAGCCAAAAAGCUGCUUAAGGAAGCUGUAGUUUUGCCCAUGUGGAUGCCGGAGUUUUUUAAGGGAAUUAGAAGACCAUGGAAGGGUGUUCUGAUGGUUGGUCCUCCUGGUACUGGAAAGACCCUCCUGGCAAAAGCUGUAGCGACUGAAUGCAAGACUACUUUUUUCAAUGUUUCUUCUUCCACACUUACCUCAAAAUACAGAGGAGAAUCUGAGAAACUUGUUCGUCUACUGUUUGAAAUGGCUCGAUUUUACGCCCCAACAACUAUAUUUAUUGAUGAGAUAGACUCUAUCUGUAGUCGCAGGGGAACUUCAGAGGAGCAUGAAGCUAGCCGACGUGUGAAGGCAGAGCUGCUAGUUCAGAUGGAUGGUGUUGGAGGGGCUACUGAAAAUGAUGAUCCUUCCAAAAUGGUCAUGGUACUUGCUGCUACUAAUUUUCCUUGGGAUAUUGAUGAAGCCUUAAGACGGAGACUAGAAAAGAGAAUUUAUAUUCCUUUACCAUCAGCAAAAGGUAGAGAGGAACUCCUAAGAAUAAAUCUACAAGAGCUGGAAUUGGCUGAUGACGUUGACCUUGCAAAUAUAGCUGAGAAAAUGGAGGGUUACUCGGGUGCAGACAUUACCAAUGUAUGCAGAGAUGCAUCCCUGAUGGCUAUGAGAAGGCGCAUUGAAGGCUUGACACCAGAAGAAAUAAGAAAUCUUUCCCGAGAUGAUAUGCACAUGCCAACAACUAUGGAAGACUUUGAAAUAGCUUUGAAGAAGGUUUCUAAAUCUGUAUCUGCUGCGGACAUUGAGAAAUAUGAGAAAUGGAUAGUUGAAUUUGGAUCAUGCUGAGUUGUCUUAUUUUGAAGAAGUCACUUUACGUCUUAAAACAGCUUUAGAAGUAAUAAAUAAUGUGUUGUUUCACUGCCUGCUCUUUUUAACUUUUGUAAUUUAAGAGCAACAGAUGUCUAAAUAAAUUUUUUUUAAUGCAAAUUC